AUGUUCCAACCACUGCGCGGCCACUCGCGUUUCUCGAGCGCGACCGACACCAUCUGCAUCGGCAGCGGCCGCUUCCUCCGGUCGGUGCUCGUGCCAACGAUUCGAGCAGCUGGUGGCGCUGUUGUGGUGGCCCAGACACGCGGACACAGCUUUGUCCGCGCGUGUGAGGAGGCGCAAGGAACGUACGAAGUGGACGUCGUUCGAGUCGAUGGCAGUGUCGAGACGGAGGAGAUUGAGGUCGAAGCUGUGGGUUCGCUGGGAGAAGCGGACGGCCGCGCGGCGUUGAUGCAGCUGCCAGCUCAGCUACCGAAGCUCAAGUACAUUGGCUUUGGCGUGACCGAGAGCGGCCUUGUCGAGGGAGGGGCUGCCAUUGUCGACCUGACCGAGCUGCUGUAUCGCUGUUUCGAGAGGCGACCGAACAACGUCAUCUCGGUGAUCAAUACGGACAAUUUGCCCAAGAAUGGAGAUCUGAUCAAGAAGUUGGUGCUCGAGACGACGUGGGAAGGCCAACCGAGCGACGUCACUUCGUUUCGCGCGUACGUAUCGUCCAAGGUGCAUUUUCACAAUACGAUGGUCGACCGCUUGACGUCUCACCGGCCUGGAAACGCACUGGUGCCUCUGUCGGAGCCAUGGCCGACCAAGACACUAGUGAUCGAAGAUAUUAAGCAUGUGCUGGAUGCCAAGGCACUGAGUGCAUUGCCGGGCGUGCACAUCCAUACGACCGCAGGUCUGUUGGAGCAAGACCACUUGAUUAAGCUCAGCAUUGCAAAUGCUGUGCAUACGGCGAUGGUGUAUCUUCUGGCUUUGACACGUGUGAAGAACACGAGCGGCGUGUUGGAAUACCCGCAGGUUCGUCAGUUCAUGGAUCUCUUGUACGCCAAGGACAUUGCCCCAUCCCUUAUGCUGCGCGGCAUCAGCAACGAAAAGGCUCAGCAUGCAUAUGACGAGUGGAUGAGUCGCGUGGAGCACAGACACUUUGGCUUGGAUACUUUCUGGGUUGGUCAGAACGCCAUGCUGAAGUAUGGCGUACGACUAUUUAGCUCUGUAGAGGCCAACAUAGCGAAGGAUCCGACGUACCGCCCAAGCGUAUUCAUGGCAUAUGCCACUGCCGUAAUUCUACGCUACUUGACUCCAACGCAGGCGGACUCGAGAAAGGAGAGUGGCACCGGCCCAGACAUUUUUGUAGGUAAUAUGGACUCGAUUCGAAGUUGCAGGCCCAUUUACUCCACAAGUGAAAAGACAUGGGUGUACGCGAACGGGUUGAGCGCUAACGUCUCCACGGGCAAGUACGAGUUUAUGGAUGGUGAGAAGGGCACGACGCCGAAGACUCUGUGGCGAGCUAGUCAGCAUGUUGUCGAAGCCAGCAAGGGCUGCAGCCAUGACUUUUACAAGUCUGGACGCGCAGAGUCUUCUUCGGAGGUUUCUAGCGGUGUUGGUGUGGCCGUUGCCAGCGUCCUCAGCUCAGUCAAAGGCUUCGAUAUCACGAACGACGCAUGCGCUUCGUUUGCCGCUGAUGUUGCUGCUUUGUACCAGCGUCUCGUAUGCGGGAAGCAAACUGCUCUCGAAACCCUCGACGACGUGCUUCGCAACCACCACACUAGUGAAUACCUCAGUACCAAGGACGAGGUAGGGGCAUUUGUGCGCGAGGCCGUUUCCAGCGUCCAGAUCAUUGACAUGCACACGCACCUGUUUCCUCCUAGCCACGGCAAGCUCAUGCUGUGGGGCAUCAAUGAGCUGUUGACCUACCACUACCUCGUGGCUGAGUUCCUACAAACGGCACCUAUGCAAGUGGAAGAAUUUAAUUCGUGCACAAAGGAGCAGCAAGCUGGUCUCGUCUGGCAGCACCUGUUCGUGGACCGCUCUCCUGUGUCGGAGGCUUGCCGUGGAGUACUGACGACGCUGCACUUGUUGGGUCUGGACCACCUUGUGGCGAGACGCGACCUGUCUGCUAUCCAGAAAUGGUUCAAGCAUCAGGAUGCCGAGGAGUACGUAGACACGGUGUUCCGCCUAGCUGGUCUCAAGUACGCGGUGAUGACAAACAUCCCGUUUGAACCGGAGGAGGCCCGACACUGGCUGGUUAAUCCAGCCACAAGCACGCCGCCGCCUGCAUGGUCGCGCAAAUACUUCCGUUCGGCUCUGCGGGUAGACCAGGCCCUGCUCGGCGAUUGGGCGUCCAUCAGCCCGACGCUAGACGUGUUCAAGCUACCACAUACGCUCGCGGGUGUGCGUUUGCUUCUGGAGAAGUGGAUCGACAUAAUGAAGCCCGAGUACUUCAUGGCUAGCGUGCCCAUUUCCUUCAAGUACCCGGAGGAGAAUGCGUCUGCUUCUGCUGGUACAAAUGAGCUACCAAAUGGUGCGGAAUUGCUGCUGCAAGUGCUACUGCCGCUGGCUGAAGAGAAGAAGCUGCCGAUUGCGCUAAAGUUUGACAGCGUGCGUCCGAUUAAUGCUCGCUAUGGUGUGGCCGGCGACGGAGUGAAGCCGAGCAACGUGGACAUUUUGAUCAAGUUGUGCCGUAACUUCCCCAAGGUAAAGUUUCUGGCCACGUUCCUCUCGCGCGUGAACCAGCACGAAGUGACCGUGGCGGCCAACAAGUUCCGGAACCUGCAUCUGUAUGGCUGCUGGUGGUACUGCAACAACCCGUCGAUCAUUGAAGAGCUCACGCGGAUGCGUAUCGAGAUCCUGGGCACGGCGUUCACGAGCCAGCACUCGGACGCGCGUGUACUGGACCAGCUCAUUUACAAGUGGAGCCACUCGCGCGAUGUGAUCGGCAAAGUGCUCGUGGACAUGUACGAGAAGCUCUUCGCAACGGGCUGGAAGAUGUCCAAGAGCGACAUCCAGCGCGACUUGCAGAGGUUGUUUGGCCAGAGCUACGAGGAGUUCAUGGCAAAGAGCAUGUGA
Molecule: messenger RNA, 2898 nt
Organism: Hyaloperonospora brassicae
Lineage: Eukaryota; Oomycota; Peronosporomycetes; Peronosporales; Peronosporaceae
Source: the annotation of a GenBank genome assembly